UUUCAUUGGUUAUUUUUAACAAGUAUUGCAAUAUUAUUUUUCAGUGGUUAUAUUUAUACUCCUUAGUUUUUCUAUUCCUUGGUUCCUUAGUAACAAGAUAAAUAGAAUUGACGUGCUUGAUUCGACAACUUUCAAAGUUUGAUUGUACAAUAUUAAACGCACAAAAUGUCAGAUAUCCAAGGCAUUUUUAAGAAACACUGUGUUUUACCUGAUGUAAUAAACACAGCGCCUUCUGAUUUACUGACCAUUCAAUACAAUAGUGGCGUUAGUGUUGAGACGGGUAAAGAACUAACCCCUACGCAAGUCAAAGAAAAGCCUGAAGUGAAAUGGGCAGCUAAAGAUACAGAGUAUUAUCUUCUGGCUAUGGUUGAUCCAGAUGCACCCAGUCGAGAGAAACCGAAGUUUAGAGAGUGGCAUCAUUGGUUGGUGGGAAAUAUUCAUGGCGGUGACAUGAAUAAAAGCGAAGUUUUGUCUGAUUACAUAGGAUCAGGCCCUCCAAAAGGCACUGGUCUUCACAGAUACGUGUUUUUGAUCUUUAAACAGCCUGAAAAGUGUGAUUUUGCUAAAAUUCCGAAAUUGCCAAGUACUUCUGGAAAAAAUAGAGGCAACUUCUCUAUUGCCAAGUUUGCUCAACAAUUUAAGCUUGGUUCUCCUGUUGCUGGGAAUUUUUAUGUAGCCCAAUGGGAUGAAUAUGUACCUAAACUUUAUGCAAAACUUAAAGAUUAAUUUAUUCACUUUUCGUAACAUA
Molecule: messenger RNA, 748 nt
Organism: Cydia pomonella (codling moth)
Lineage: Eukaryota; Metazoa; Arthropoda; Insecta; Lepidoptera; Tortricidae
Product: protein D2-like
Exons: 1
Coding region: 166-726 (186 amino acids)
Source: RefSeq, a predicted model, not a curated record